UUAGUCUGUUUGCCUUGCAAAUGUAGUGGUGAGAAGUAUUGCCCAUGCCCAGGAUUUGUCAGCAGAAAUUGAGUCGAGUUGCCCUACAUUUUGGCCGUUUCAGUUUCUGUCAUUCGUGAGUUUGUGAAUUCUGAAACUUGUUCAGUUAAAUACCUGAAGAAAUAUUUCCGUCGCAUUGUUAUUGAACUAUCUACGGUGACCCCCUCCUCAUCGGUCUAGGGUCCACUGAUUAGAGUAUCGUUAUGAAGCCAGUCUCGUGUGUGUUUCAAAUUUUAUCAUUGAAUCCGAUUUAUAUAAAGUUUGUAAACAAUGGACCUCGUCGUUCGCCACACCAUGCCUAACCAGUGAUACAGAUUGUCAUAUUGAGUGAUUCCAUAUUUUCUCUCCCAUAGUAGUAGAUUCCCAUUACUCAUCCUCCUUUUCAGGAAAUUCUCAGCCCAAGUGCUAUUUCAGUAGUGUUGUAUCUCCCAUAGUUCAUCGUCAUGUCAUCUGAACUGAGGAGUAGGAAAAGUGAAACGGCAACUGAAGCUCCAGCACAAACCCCCACUGAAGCUGAGAGCGAUACCGUGACUGAUGAAGUGACCAAAGAAGAUCUUGCUUGCGAUGAAGGAUCUAAUGAUGGAAUUAGUCUCUUAUCUAGAAAAUAUUUGCCGAAAGCAGGGACCAAAGGCAGUAAUGUUGGCAGAAGAAUUAUCAAUGUGUAUCAGAAACUUAGGAAAAUUAAGCCACGUGCAUUUACCAGCUACCCUUGUAAACCCUGUUUAUAUACUCAUUACUCUAAUCGCUGGUUUUCCCAUGCUGAAUAUCACUUAAGUGCUGAUUCAUUGAAAGAGGAUAUAGAUUCUGAAGAUGAUAAACAUGAUCUGUCCUCAAAAAUUCCUUCUGGGACGAAUAAAACUCCGGGUGUGCUCAAUGUUAUUUUGGAAAAUGUACCAGAAAGAUGGAGAAACUGGACGAUUCGAGGAAUUUUCACUUGCUUGCUGAUUGCCGUUUUCUGUCUAACAAUUUAUGGAGGCCCGCUUGCAUUGAUGGUCAUUACUCUCAUUGUGCAAGUCAAGUGUUUUGAAGAAAUCAUCAAUAUUGGAUACACAGUAUACAGAAUUCAUGGUCUCCCAUGGUUCCGGUCUCUCUCUUGGUAUUUCUUGAUCACAUCCAAUUACUUUUUCUAUGGCGAGAGCUUGGUAGAUUAUUUUGGAGUUUUGAUCAGUCGAACUGAUUAUUUGCGAGUGCUGGUAACGUAUCAUCGAUUCUUUUCGUUUUGCUUGUACUGCAUUGGAUUCGUUUGGUUUGUUCUUUCUCUGGUGCAUAAGUACUACAUGAAACAGUUUUCAUUAUUUGCAUGGACCCAUGUUGCAUUACUAAUUGUUGUUACCCAAAGUUACCUCAUCAUCCAAAAUAUAUUCGAAGGACUUAUUUGGUUUAUUGUUCCUGUGUCAAUGAUAGUAAUAAAUGAUAUUUGGGCAUACGUAUUUGGCUUCUUCUUUGGGCGCACUCCUCUGAUUAAGCUGUCUCCAAAGAAAACGUGGGAAGGAUUCAUUGGUGGAGGCGUCUCAACAGUUGUUUUCGGUUGCUUUCUGUCAUAUCUUCUCUGUCAGUAUCAGUAUUUCAUUUGCCCGAUUGAGUAUAGCGAAAAAUUGGGUCGUAUGACAAUGGAUUGUGAACCCUCUCCUCUCUUUAGACCACAAGAAUAUAUGCUUCCUGAAUCAGUAUCGCCAGUCUUACGACUUUUUGGUUUCAAGAAGUCCAUCCACAUGUAUCCGUUUGUGCUGCAUUCUUUAUCUUUGUCCCUCUUCAGCUCAGUCAUCGGACCUUUCGGUGGAUUUUUUGCAAGUGGCUUCAAAAGAGCAUUUAAAAUCAAGGACUUCGGAGAUGUGAUUCCUGGUCAUGGAGGUAUUAUGGACCGAUUCGACUGUCAGUAUUUGAUGGCGACCUUUGUCAAUGUCUACAUCUCUAGUUUCAUUCGAUCUCCGUCUCCACAGAAAUUGUUGCAACAGGUAUUUACUUUGAAGCCUGAGCAGCAACUUCAACUGUACUAUUCUUUGAAGGAGACAUUGGAAAAUCAACGGAUUUUAAGUGGCUUUGAAUGAAAGGUGAUAUCCUCAGAAGGGACGUAAGUUUAUGUCUCUACUUUUUACCUAUCCAAUGUCAGUUACUCUUUUUGUCAAUUUUUUUUUUAGUUUUUUUAGUUUUUUGUCCACCCAGUCCACAUUAUGGCAUAAGAUGCCCAGGUCACUCAAAAAUCCUCUCAUGGUUUAAUUACUGAUCAUUUGUAAAUAUUAAUUGGAAAUAGAGUCACCUCCGCAAAUAAACGUUCAAGACAGGCAAAAAUUCAAUUUUAAGGUCAAAUCAAUGACUUUCACUGAUCUUGAUCCAUCUUGAUGUGGAUGUUGCAGUCAAUUUUCUUAAAAAUGCGCCUCAACAAUAGCCUCUGUCCUUUUUUUCUUUUUUUUCCGUUAAUAUUUUUAUUCUCAUAUUUUUGAAUUGCAUUUAAAAAUUAAAAAAUCAAACUUGUAGCAAGUUUUCCAAAGAUUUUCUCAGCCUCAAACCUAGGCCUCAAUUUUGUCGGCAGGUUUAUGAUCAGCUGUAAGUUGAUACAAGAAUGUGGACUUCAUUAUUUGAUCGUUAAUCAAUUAUUUGCACUGUUGAGGAGCUAAGGAUGGCUCAAGCCUGAUUUAAAAAAUCCUCAACUUGCGUACAGUUUGAGUUUAGAAUAUAAUUUUUCAACUUUAAGUCAAAUUUAGAGGCUAGGUUUUGCAACUUGCGGUCGAGCACAGCCGAUAAAAUUAGGGCCUUGAUCAGACCAUAAUGUCAGCUGCAAUGAGCUAUGGUAGUCUUGAGUAGGUUGAUGUAAACCAACAGGAUGUGAAUUUUGAAAUCCAGGUGGAAAAAGAAAUGUGGUUGUUAGGCAGUCAAGUGUUAUUGUUACAAUGAGCUUAUUCUGUAAUUUUUAAAGGAGCUCUCAUGCAUCAGUUUUGAGAUUCAUAUGCUUUUCCUUCUGAAAAAUUUAGCCAGAAACAUGACGGUGUCACAUGUCUCUCUGAAGCGAUCUUACCAAACCCAUAAAAGCUCUCAAAUUCGGGACUGUAAACGAGGGGAUCCCCCAAGCUACGCACGUUGAGAGUGCACCUCUAUACCUACUCCAACUCUACAUGCACAGAAAGUGAGCAAAUACAUCAGCAAGGAUGUUACUUUGUUUAGGGACUCCAAGACUAGAACCGGAGCAUCCUUGCUAAUAUAUUCGCUUUCCACCUGCGCAUGGAAAGUUUUACCAGCUGUAAAAUUCUCAGUGCAGCAUUCUCCCAUUGGGUCCCAUCCCUGUGACGGAGGAUCCCUUCUAUUAGAGCCUCAACUUUGAGAGCUUUUAUAAAGUUGGGAGUUCAGAGGAAACCAGUGGCCCCUUCAAGUUUUGAAAAAUAAUUCACGUAAGAUCAAUUGCUUAAAUUUUAAAUUUAUGAUGCACGCAAGAGCUUAUUUGUCGCAUUUUUAAAAAGUAGAGAGUUCACAAGAAUUUUUCCUGAUUUUUCUGUAUUAAUAAUGGCUGCCUUGAUAAUUAAUUGCAGCAGAAGAGUCCCAUGGUCUAAAAAGUACUUUUAACAGAAUUUAAAUUUUGCCUGUUGGGAUUGAAUGAAGCUUAUAUUUUAACCUAUUUUAAAAUAAUUUGUUGUCAAAAGUUUGCGUGUCAACAACUUUUAGCAACUUUGAAGUUGUACUUGGUUGUCAGGCCGAUCUCAUUCAAAAAAGGUGGGAAAAACUCCUGUGAAGUAGGUGCACUCUCCACUUUUUAAAAAUGCAAGAAUUUAAAAUUACAGUACAAGGACAUUGAUGGCUUUCCAGAUAACUUAUUUGUAGAGAAUGCAUACUAAUCAACCAGUCCCUAAACAUUGGUUCUAUGGCGUUUAAUUUUAUUAUUUAAGUAUUCUCUUAAUUUUUUUUCCAGUAUGAGUCAUAGCCUCAUUGAAAAAUUCUUUGUUCCUUAAUAGUGUAUUCUUAUGUUUAUAAUUUAUUGUCUCUGUUUGAGAAUCUGUAUAGAUUUGAUGAGUUUUGUAUCAUUUAUUUUUUUCUCCAGCCUAGGCUCCCUGAAGUUUAAACAACGUUAGACCCAGAUCCUAUGCUGAGGAAUUUUUUAGGUUGAACUUAUUUUUUCGUUUCAGUUUUUCGCAGAAAUUUUGGCGUUUGAGCCAAAUUUUCAAUAACAUAUUACGAUCAGAUUGUAAGGAUCGAGAACUUACUUUUGUGUGAGUUACUUUUUUUUAUACGACUUUGAAACAUAGAAAACCAGAAACGAAUUAUAAUUAACAAAAAAUUUGCCAGUUUCAUGGGAGAAAACUUUUUUUAUUGCUUAGUACUUGUGGCUCUUAACUUCUUUGAAGUAAGAAAGUCUGCUUGCCAUUAAAAAUCAACAGAAAAACUCCUCUCUUUCUAGUCAAAAUUUCUCUCCGUGUUCUUCUCUGAUUGUCAAUACAACCCCACCAUUCAUUUAUUUGCUGAGCUCUGAGCAUAUUAUCGUAUUGUUCAAUGAUGAGUAAUUAUAUAAUUAUGUAUAAUUUUCUUCCAAAAAUUUAAGUAAGAGGAAUAGGAAAACAGAAGCCAUCGAAAUGUAGUAAGGAUUAGAAAAUUGUUGGGUUUUUUUCCUCCUUUGUUUCUUCAAAAUUGGUUAAUGCUUAUUUUUCAAUCUAUUUUAAAAUACUUUUCUGUCAAAAGUUUGUGUGUCAACAGCAUUGUUGAUGAAAUAAAAGGAAUUGAAAAGUUAAAGUAAUUUGUAGAUGUAAAUGGCAGAGGAAAUGCAUUUUCGUCUACGAAAUCCAUCCUUUGUCGAAACGAAGAAAAUGUGUACAUAUAUAUGUAUGAAUGUUAGUUUCUUCAAUGCACUGAGAAUUUGUAUGAUAGUAACUGUAAAUUUUGUGUAGGGACUUGGAAUUCUAUAGUUACCACUGAUAGUUUUGACAAAUUCCCCCUUCACUGAUGCUAGAGGUUUUGAAGCAGACUAAUCUGCAAUGAUCGGAUGAAUCGUUCUUCAACACUGUGGGAAUUCCACAUUUGUUUUUGAUUAAUUUGGUUUCAAUGUUUGUACUCUUUCAAAAAAGACUAGCUAUUUGUCACACUCAUUACUUCCUCAGAGCUUGUCUCUGUUUUGUUGUUUGUUUUAGGCUUUAAUAAUUUAGCAAAUCUAUAUUAAUUUACAAUGAUAUAUCAACGGUGAAACUGCAAAAACGCAUAGCUCAGUUGCAAUGUUUCAAAACGACAGCUCCUAUUUCCUUUUCCCUAAGAGGCCAAACUAACAUCAUAGCUUGCAAUUUUCUCAGAAUAUUCUUAGAGUGCAUGCCAAAUAAGUUUAUGCACUUUUAGACUGUGGCAGCACAUUGUUUAACUUAGGAAGAAAAAAAUCACCAAAUUUUAAAAAAAGUGGUCUAGUAGUUAUCUAUAUAUGUAGAAACAGAAGUGUAACAAAAUGUCUGCAAGGUCGCAAACCGCUAACGCAUUUCUGCUGUUUCACCAUCACUAUAUGCAUGUAUCUACUGUGAAGAAUGAGGGUCUACCACGCUGAUAUGAUAGUAUUUUUACAGAAAAUUCGAAGGCAGUGGAUAUAUCUAAUUUUUUAAAAAAAAUUUCAAUGAAUUUUUGCGCUCCUCAUGAAGAUUGGUCCUGAAGGAAUGUUCUUCCCUCAGAAAAUUUGCUAGCCCUCUUUGGCGUCAAAUUUGUUUCACUUUUCUACAUAUACACUCGCCUCAUCAAGUACUUAUUGUUAGUGAUGAUCCAACUGUAGGAAAUGAUGUUACAGCCAGUAAAUUUCCUGAACCAAGAAAAUUACUUUGACCUUUACAGUAGUUUUAAGGUAAUGACGAAAACAUAAAUAUUAUUAUUUCUCUUAUUUCCCAAUUUGUUUGUAAACAAUUACCUAUGAUAAUGAUGAGAACCUCUUACCUACAAAUGUCAGUAUAAUUCUUUUUCAUCAAGGAUUUUUGACUCUUCCUUUAUUAGUUGAUUUUUUGGCACUUAAAUUAAGUGUGGGCUAAAAUGAUUUAAACUAUUGGAUGAUUUAUUUAGUAUUAUCACUUUCAAAUGAAAGACUCAGUGUUAUUUUACAAUUGGAGGAAAAGAAAAAACAUUGAUUUGGUGCUGAUGAAAAUGCCAAUACAUACAAGUUAUACUUAUACAUGUUGGCAGAACUUUAUUUAUGUUUUGGAGUUGAUGGUGACCAUAUUUCUGAUGAAAGGUGAAAGUGAAAGUUCGAACAACUUGUUGUAGGUUUAAAUACUAGUUAAACGCUUGUUGCAAGUUUUUUUUUAUUCAGCAUCGUAGUAAAUGUAUGUAUCUUACAGUCUGUAGAAUUUGGCUACAUACCUUGUCUCAUCAACUUCAAAAAAAUCUGUUGGUUAAAGAGGAUAUCUCAUUUUAUGUGUAGUUGGUUAGUUGCCUUUGUACUGACCCAGAAAUAAGUGGAUGGGCUAGCUAUUAUGUUUGUAUUAUUUCAAUUUGUGAAUACUAGUUAAAACAAACUGUCUUCUUGUUAAUAAAUGUUGUUGUUUUGUUGUCGUUUUUUUGGAAUCGGCAUGCUCUUAAUGUUGUAGCAAUGCAUAAAUUAUCAGUCAGUACCUAAUUUUAAGUUUCCUUCUAUUUAUUUAUUUAUUUAUUUAUUUAUCUAUUCAUUCAUUCAAAUUUAAAAAAAGUGACUGUGAAAGGACCAUGAUUAUGCCAAUCAAUUUUACUAAGAGCACUGUAAGCAAUGAGAAUACUGUGAAUGCUCUCUUUUCUUCUCAGCAAGUCUGAUCCACCUUUCGUUGGCUGCAGUAUUUUUAGAAACUUAAAUGGGCCACUAGGCAAGGUACCAGAUUAAGAAUCACAACAUGUGUUGUUUCCCCAUUGAAAUUUCAGUAAAAUACGAUGGGCGCAUUAAGACUUUCAAAAUUCAAUUAAUAAGUCAGAAAAUAACGGUUUUUGUCCAUGUAAAUUUACAAAGAAAAAACACUAAAAAAUGGCCCAAAAGUUCUUUAUAAAGUAAUUUUUAAAGUACUUAUAAAGUAGUUUCAGUGUAUUCUACAAUGUAAACAUUUUCUGGUGUAUUACUUUUUUUUUUAAAAAAAAAAAAAGAAAAAUCAAAGAUACGUUAUAUCAAACGAUGAAGACAAUGUGUGUAAAACUGUAAAAUCAAGCUCCAGUUAAUCGUUUAGUGUAGAGCUUGAUUUGAGUGCCUAAUCCGGCCCACAUUCAUAAUGGUAUUUUUGUACCCAGGAAGUUUGAAUUUACUGUCCAUAAUGCAAGCUAUGAACGUUUAUUCCUGACUUGCGUUUCUCACUUGGAAUUUGUCGAUUUGUACAAUUUAUUUUGGGUGAAAUUUUGACAUGGAAACAUAUACUAUUGUUCUUAUUUCCUUGCCUUGUCUAGUGAGCUAUCAUUUUUUUAACACUUGUGAGGGUGCACUGUAUCUUUACGUAACUUCUCAUAUGAUUUGUCUUAUUGAACUGGAGGGCCUGACUUUAGUUGCUGUGUAUGAAGCCACCACAAGCCUUCUGGCAUGCAUUUGUAUACUGAACCAAUUUGUCCUUGAAGCAGCUUAGAUGUACGAAACCUGUCUGUAGAAAAAAAAUGAGGAAAGUCUAUGUACGUAUUUCCUUUUUGUUUAGUUUCUCUGUCCAACCCUUGUCUGACGGUCAUAUACUAGAUCAGCUUGUUUUAUAACUCUUGUCGUAAGUUUAGGGACCACUGGCGAAGUCUUAAAUAAAGCUACACAAAUAGUCUCUCAUUUCCUAAUUUUUGGGUCUAAUGUUCCUUGACUUAAGUAUCUCAAUUUUAUCUUAGGUAACGAUUCACUUCUUUCCAGAAGUGCCCUUCAGUUCAGCCCAUUUUUCUCUGUAUAUUCCGGUUAAGCUUUGGAUUUUGAAAGAUCACCUCAAUUUUACUUUUAUCAUUUCCAUUAGAAAGGACAAAAGAAAAACUUGUAAAUUUAUUUUUUAUUGUUGGGUUCUAUACUUUCCUCGGCAAUUAUGUGUCUCCUGGAAGGAUUCUCUCUUAGCUAAGUGAAUGAUAACAUGGCAUUUUGUCUCUUUUUAACAUUCCAAAUUAAGUGAAAAUGUUAAUCGCGCGUUUCUCUAAAAAGAAAAAAAAUAGUAAUAAUGUUAUUGAACCCCUGUUUUACUCUACUCACAGACUGCAGUCAUGUAAAUAUUUUUGUGGAAGCAUUUGUAUUUAAGACAGUGAUGUAAAAUUUGUUAAUUCUGUUAAUCUUUUAAUAAGUAAUUGGAAGGUGUUUUAUUUUAUUUGUUUAAUGUUCUUUCUUUAUUAGCUCAAUUGUAAAAAAAAAAAAUAAGAAAAAGGUAGAAAAAAAACUCAAUUAUGUGACGUAUUUCAUCGUUAAGCACUGGCAGGUCAAUUUGCCAUAUCGGCAGUGUAAAUCCGCCAUCACAAUCUCAGUUUGCAAUGUUGCAGACUUCCUGUCAUCUUCUAUUUUUUAAAUGGAAAACUACUCAACGGCCAUUCUUAAGAACUGCCGUAAUUUUUCUUCCUAAUGUAAAGAACAUUCCAUGGAAACUUAAAGGAAUGAUGUCGAUUCGUUCUCUUUCAGGAAAAUAAAAUAGAAGCGGAGAUUUUCAAACACCGCAAAUGAGAUGUGUGGUUGCGGACUUACAGUGUCGAUAUGCUUUGAUCUGACUAUAUGUUUACUUAUUCUCGCCAAGGAAACUAGUUAAAUUUUAAUUUUUGGCCAUUAAUUGCUCUUAAAAUCAACUGUAAAUGAUUCAAACAUUUAAACGAAAAAUUACGCUGAGAGAAUUACGAAGUUGUAACUUAAUGUCUCUUUAAUGUGUUGACCUCUAUGUCAGUCCUUUAGACCAUUAGGUAAAGUGUCAUCUAGGUGUCUCUGUUUUCUUCUAAUUUUCGAAAAUUUAAGCACAGAAACGAAUAGAAAAAUAGGUAGCUCUGUGGAAUGCUUGCCUGUGCAAGGCGCCUUGUACAAUGAUCAUCAACGCAAAGUCUGACAUCAUACAAAGUUAGCUUGGUUAGUUUGCAGGAAGUGUUACCAGAAACUUUUGGUAGUGAACAAUGUACUACCUUUCUGAUUUCGUAUGUUGAGGAAGUGUGGCCAGAUAGUGAUCAUGUAAUUGGCAUUUUCAAAAAUUGCUUAUUAUUGUUUCUCAGACUGUGGACACCAAACUUUACUUCCACUUACUUUAAAAUAAGUAUCCUCUUAUCGUAAUUAUAUGUUCAUUCAACUGACACUUCAUUUGUCUUGAUAUCUAUUUUUAAAGCUAGAUUUGUUUCAUGUUUAGCUCUAAAUACUUUAUUUUAAAUGUUAAACUUCGAAGAUUUAUUAUUAAUUUUUCUGAAUUAAUUUCAGUCCUGUUUGUGCAAUAUAAAAUAUUUACUCUCUCGCUAGUUUAAUGAAACUUUCCCUCAAAAUGAUGUUGAUUCUCAUUAAUCGGAAGGUGUCAAAGUAUUUACUUAUACUUAAUUAAAACUCUGUGAAAAAUCA
Molecule: messenger RNA, 9466 nt
Organism: Bemisia tabaci
Lineage: Eukaryota; Metazoa; Arthropoda; Insecta; Hemiptera; Aleyrodidae
Gene: Cds
Product: CDP-diacylglycerol synthase
Cellular component (GO): endoplasmic reticulum membrane
Molecular function (GO): phosphatidate cytidylyltransferase activity
Source: RefSeq, a predicted model, not a curated record